Messenger RNA from Talpa occidentalis (Iberian mole), 561 nucleotides. Its product is annotated as keratin-associated protein 13-1-like. Lineage: Eukaryota; Metazoa; Chordata; Mammalia; Eulipotyphla; Talpidae. The transcript has a single exon. Bases 1 to 561 code for a protein of 186 amino acids. The record is from RefSeq and is a predicted model, not a curated record.
AUGUCCAACAACUGCUGCUCUAGAAACUUCUCCAGCUCUGAAAGCUUCUACUCUACCUCCACUGGGGGCACCCAAAGCUUCCCCGUCUCCUCCUGUGGCUCUUCCUUCCCCAACGUCGUGGUCUACAACACUGACCUGACCUCUCCCAGAACCACCCAGCUGGGCACCCCUCUCUCCAUUGGCUGCCAGGAGACCUGCUGUGAGCCUUCCAUCUACCAGGUGUCUCGGGUGUCUCGUGUGGUGUCCAGCCCCUGCCAGACAUCCUGCUUCCGCCCCAGGCCCUCUGCUCUCUGCAGCCCAUGCCUGCCAUCCUGCUCCCGCCCCAGACCUGCUGCUGUCUGUAGCCCCUGUGGGGUGACUUAUUCUGGAUCUCAGGGCUGCGGGUCCAGCAGCAGCUGCUCCCAAGUCUAUCAAUCUGGAAGCUCCUACUCAGUGGGAUCAGGUUCUGCUAGCCUCAGACCCCUGGCUUUUGGAAUCCGUGAGUUCCCAUCUCUGAGCCUUGGAUCUGGAGUCUGCGGCCCAAUCUCCCUGACUCCUGGCAACUGCCAGUCAUCUUGUUAA